Ziziphus jujuba (common jujube) is the source of this 2007-nucleotide messenger RNA. RefSeq names its product putative disease resistance RPP13-like protein 1. Bases 1 to 2007 code for a protein of 668 amino acids. Gene Ontology annotation, molecular function: ADP binding. The transcript has a single exon. Lineage: Eukaryota; Viridiplantae; Streptophyta; Magnoliopsida; Rosales; Rhamnaceae. The record is from RefSeq and is a predicted model, not a curated record. Gene Ontology annotation, biological process: defense response to other organism.
AUGUUAUUGACAGCUAAAAAAUUACUGAACGAUAGUGAGAGGAAACAAAUCACUGAUGGAGCUGUGAGGGAGUGGCUUCAGGACCACAAAGACACAAUCUACGAUGCAGAGGACUUGGUUCCUGAGAUCAACGAUGAAGCUUUACGAUCCAAAAUGGAAGCUAAUCAAUCUAGAAGACGAAAAAUGCUGUUCAAGGUACGCAACUUCCUACCAUCUAGAUUCGAUGUUAAGAAAGUAGAAGAAAGGAUAAAGAAUAUAAUUAGCACCCAGCAAUUUAUUCUGGAACAAAAGCAUGGCCUUCGUUUGAUUGAAGGUGUCGAAACCAGACCUUUUCGAAGGAUAUCUGAAGCUACUUUGGUUAAAGAAUCUGAUAUUUAUGGGAGGGAUGCUGAUAAGGAAGCCAUCAUGAAGCUGCUGUUAUCUGAUCAUCAAGUGGGUGGUGACAAAAUAUGUGUUAUUCCCAUCGUUGGCAUGGGUGGGAUUGGCAAGACCACCCUUGCUCAGCUUGUUUACAGGGAUAUUGACAACAAAGUCAUGGAGACACCUUUUGAUGUGAAAGCAUGGAUCACAGUGUCUGAUGAAUCUGAUGUGUUUACCCUGACAAAAAUGAUUUAUCAGGCUGUAACUGAAUCAGAAAAAUGGAGUAUCACAGAAACAUUUCAACUUCAACAUAAACUGGAGCAGUUUUUGGAUGGGAAAAAAAUUCUCCUUGUCCUUGAUGAUAUAUGGAAUGUGAACUAUCAAACUUGGUGUGCAUUAAAGAUUCCAUUUGAUUCUGCUGCAAAUGGAAGUAAAAUCAUCAUAACAACACGCAAUGAAAACAUUGCAGCAAAGAUUGGUAAUGUCCCAAAGCAUGAACUGCAAAUGAUAUCGGAUGAAGAUUCUUGGCGGUUAUUUUCAAAACAUGCUUUCAGUAGUGUAGAGCCAAUAGCAUAUCCAGAUCUUUUGGAAGUAAUUGGUAGAAAAAUCAUAAAAAAAUGCAAAGGUCUACCUUUAGCAGUAAAGUCACUAGGUGGUCUUUUGCAUUCGGAACUAGAUCCCAAGGCUUGGGAAAACAUACUAGAGAGUGAUAUAUGGGAGUUACCACAACAUGAGAAUAAUAUUCUUCCAGCUUUAUGGUUGAGUUAUUACUAUCUGCCUCAACAUUUAAAACGAUGUUUUGCUUAUUGCUCAAUAUUUCCCAAAGAUUAUACAAUUGAAAAGGGAAAAUUAAUUAGACUUUGGAUGGCAGAAGAUCUUUUGCAACCCCAUAGAAACAAGCCACUGGAAGAAGUUGGAAAUGAAUAUGUUAAAGAUCUAGUAUCGAGGUCAUUCUUUCAUGUUUCCUCAUUUGGUGGACUUACCAUGCAUGAUCUUCUGAAUGAUCUUGCUCAAUUUAUAUCAGGAGAAUCUUGUUUGACGUUGGAUGACAACUACUCAUGGGGCCUUAUGACAAAAAAGACUCGUCAUUUAUCACUUUUGAGGUAUCAGUCCUAUGAUAUCAAGAAAUUAAGAGCUGGUUGUGAAAAUAAGGUUUUGCGCACUUUGCUAGUAUUAGAUGCUGGGUUUAUAUCCAAAGAACAAUACGACAUAAGUUUUACACAAUUGCAAUCAAUGCAAUACCUAAGAGUGCUUUCUAUGCCUAGAAAUACAUUUAGACAUAGGAAUCCUCUUAGUACAAAGGUGUUUGAUUCAAUUGGUAGUUUAACGCUUUUACGUUAUUUGGAUUUUUCUGGUUCUGAAAUUAAAGAAGUACCUGAUAUACUUUGUUCACUGCACAAUUUGCAGACACUAAUAUUGUAUUUUUGUCUUGAACUUACUCAGUUGCCUGAUACAAUUGAUAAUUUGCAGCAUCUAAGGUACUUAGACUUAUCUUAUAGCGCAAUUGAAAGGAUACCUGACACGAUAUGUAAUUUGCACGACUUGCAUACUCUAAAGUUGAAUGGCUGUAAGGAGCUUACUGUUUUACCAUCCAAUAUCACAAUGCUAAGCAAUUUGCAACAUCUCAACAUUUGGGGACAAGUUUAA